Aspergillus steynii IBT 23096 is the source of this 1910-nucleotide messenger RNA. RefSeq names its product putative MFS myo-inositol transporter. Lineage: Eukaryota; Fungi; Ascomycota; Eurotiomycetes; Eurotiales; Aspergillaceae. Gene Ontology annotation, biological process: transmembrane transport. Bases 125 to 1798 code for a protein of 557 amino acids. The transcript is spliced from 3 exons. Gene Ontology annotation, molecular function: myo-inositol:proton symporter activity. Gene Ontology annotation, cellular component: membrane. The record is from RefSeq and is a predicted model, not a curated record.
CUCCCCCCCGAAUCCGACUCUGUCCAUCUCCAACACCUUUUCUUUAUUGUUCUUCGGGUGUAUUCCCGAACCCAGCUGCCGCACAUCCCCAUAAUCCUUCCAAUAGAAAAAAAAAAAGGAUGGAAUGAGUGCAGAUGUGCCUAUCCAAGAAGAGGAACUUCAAGCCAUGACUGAAAAUGACCCAUCUGACGCAAAUGCUCCCCUGCUCUCGAACGAUGCGGUCGCUAACCAUCCACACGAAAAUGACGAUGAUAUCCCAAUACAGGAUUUGGAGUCAGGCUACUCGGGAGGCUGGUUCAUCUGGAUCUUGACAUUCUCCGCGGGGAUUAGUGGGCUCUUGUUUGGAUAUGAUACAGGUGUUAUCUCAUCUACCCUCGUGUCAAUCGGCUCUGAUCUCUCUCGCCGUCCCCUUCAUACGUUGGACAAAAGCCUGAUAACAUCUUGCACGAGCUUAUUUGCCUUGCUUGCAAGCCCGAUAGCCGGGAUCAUGGCUGAUAAACUCGGCCGUCGGAGGGUCAUACUGGUUGCAGAUGCACUUUUCGCUCUCGGUGCAUUGUUACAGGCUGUCACAAGCGAAGUAUCGGGCAUGAUCGUUGGGAGAAGCAUUGUCGGCUUGGCAGUCGGCGGUGCUAGUUUGGUGACCCCGUUGUACAUAUCUGAGUUAGCACCACCGCGUGCCCGGGGACGACUUGUUACGAUUCUCUGCCUGUUGAUUACCGGGGGCCAAGUUAUAGCUUAUAUCAUGGGCUGGCUGUUUUCAUCUGCUCCUGGAGGCUGGCGUUGGAUUGUCGGCCUUGGGAUGGUACCGGCAGUGCUACAGUUUGGAAUCGUACUUGUAUUACCAGAAACUCCACGCUGGUCAGCGCAAGCAGGGCUUGAGGCCAGCGCUAUACGCUCUUUAAUGAAGGUAUAUCAGGGUCAUCCCCACAGAGAGCGCGUCGCGAACCAAGUUUUACAUGGUAUCCAACGGGAAAUAGCCGAAGAAGAGGAGGAGCUUGAUAUUUGCAACGAUGCACCUCGAAAUAGCACGCGGUGGAUGCAAAACAUUACCCAGCGUACUCGCGACCUAUUUCUCACACCUGGAAACCGGAGGGCUUUAACAAUUGCAACGAUGCUGCAAGGCUUACAACAACUAUGCGGAUUCAACAGCCUUAUGUAUUUUUCGGCCACUAUUUUUUCCAUUCUUUCGUUCUCUUCGCCAACACUCGCCGCACUUUCAGUGGCCAUGACCAACUUUGUUUUUACAAUGCUCGCAUUCGUCUUCAUUGAUAGAAUUGGCCGGCGCCGCAUCCUCCUCUAUUCUAUACCCGUCAUGGGGGUUUCUCUUGUCGUCUGUGCCUUGACGUUCCCGUCUCUGAAGCUGCCGAAUCUGUCCGAUCUCCAACAAAGCUCAGGAAGCAGCGUCGCUGCCCGCGAUGAUUCCUUGCUACCAAUGAUUAUUCUCAUUUGCUUUACAGUAUACACGGCAUCCUACGCAUUUGGGCUCGGCAAUGUGCCUUGGCAGCAAUCCGAACUCUUCCCUCUCAAUGUACGUUCGCUCGGGUCUGCAUUCGCCACGGCGACAAACUGGGGGUCAAACUUCGUCGUCGGGCUUACCUUUCUGCCUAUGAUGGAGAUUCUCACCCCUGGCUGGACAUUUGCGGUUUACGCAGCCAUUUGUACUAUUGGCUGGUUUUGCGUGUGGUUCAUUUAUCCCGAACUCAAUGGUCUUAGUCUCGAGGAGGUCAAAUGGCUCCUUGCUGCCGGCUGGGGGCUGGACAAAGGCCUUUCAAGGGCCGAGAGCACUCGGACGAGGUGAGAUGCAUAGUAUCAUGAUCGAACCCUCUUCCGAUUGAACCGGUCCAAUGGCUUCCAAGGUGCUUGUUCAUGAGUAGAGUAAUCGCAAUAGAUCAGUAGAAUAUACAUCUGCU